Molecule: messenger RNA, 7890 nt
Organism: Acanthochromis polyacanthus (spiny chromis)
Lineage: Eukaryota; Metazoa; Chordata; Actinopteri; Pomacentridae
Product: MKRN2 opposite strand protein
Exons: 13
Coding region: 560-1216 (218 amino acids)
Source: RefSeq, a predicted model, not a curated record
UGAGCGGAUCAGACAGAUGCCUCCAUAGGUCACCUGUAGAACUGCACCGACUUAGUUUGUUUCUGCUGCAGCUUUUGAUCGAGUCACAGCCUGAUCUGUUGGAUUUAUAUCCUCUGAAGCACACGUUCUACAGCUCUGUGGAACCAGAACAUCAUGAAGAAGGAGACAACGACACUUGAUGUUUGUCUUCAGGUGAGGAUUCUGUUCCCGGAAUCAAACACACCUGAGCUGACAGAUCAGAUCACUCCGACAGUCUCAGUAAAGCCCCAGAAUGCACUGCAGCAUCGAAGCAAUGCUGAAGUUUCUCUGCAGGUCGGUUACCAUGACGACAGCGCCCACACAGUCCGAAGGUCACCUGUUGAGACCAGAGCAGCAACAGGUUAGCCGGGUCACAUGACAGUCUGUCUGACAGCACCUGAAACCUGAUAGGCUGUUACCAGGCAAUGAGGCGAGAAGGAGGAGGGAAGAAGAAACCACAAGUGAGAGAGGAGGAGAAGGAGAAGACACAAGAGGACGAGCAGGGCACUGGGAGGACUGGGACUGGGACUGAGACUGAGCGAUGGAGCGCAGCAUCAUCCGGCUGAGUCACUGUCAGAAGGAGAUCUUCUGCUUCUCUCUGCCAGAUGAGUGUCCAAGCUGUGGGGAGGAGCUGAAGGGGAGCCGCCUGCAGGAGGCGCCGGUCAGCCUGCCGUCUCCUCUCACCGACGGACACAAGAGCUCUUGCUGUCUGCUGGUCGCACCUGCACACGACAACCUGCACAGAGACUUUGAUGGGACGUCUGAUCUGCACACGGGGAUCUCCAACACGAAAGGAGUUGUGUUCAACUACACUCGAGGAGGCGUCCGUAGAGAGCAGACCGGAUGGGAACGCUGCGUCAGCAUUCCUCUGGUCCGACCCGACAUGUUCCACCUGCUGGCCCAGUGGGACCAGUACCUGGAUCGCUUCUCUGAUGGACCCAUGUGGGACCCAGCCUGGCACAGGUUCGAUGAGGACGACCAUAACUGCUUCAGUUUCUGUCUCCAGUUUGUGAACAGCGUCCUGACAGCCGAGGGUCGCAGCUCUCUGAGCAGAGACGACUUCACUCGCAGCUUCAUCCUACCGAGGAUGAGAAGGGUGUCCAAAUACACCACGCUGUACCAGCACCUCCAGAGACACCAGUACUACCUGGUGGACAGACAGGAGGACAGACAGGAGGACACAGCAGUCAGCAGUUAAACCAGACUCACCACCACUGGAAGGAGCUUAAACCAAACUAGGGCUGCAACUAACGACGCGUCGACAAAUAGUCUGAGCAUGAUAUGUCAUCAAAAGCGGAAGUGACCGUGCAAUGCAACAGAAAUCACCAUCCGAUCGGAGCGAGGAACACAGACGGACAUUGGCGCUGCAUCGUGCAUGUAUUAUGUAUGCACGAUGCAGCGCCGAUGUCCGCAUUGAGACACAGCUGUAUAGUAAACUCUGACAUCCGCGUUUACGAUAGAUCGUGCUAUUAUUGCUAAUUUUAUGCCCAUUUCUAAACUGCCUUUCUUCUCCAAAAUCUUGGAGAAAAUUGUGUACUCCUACCUCAUGGACUUUUUAAAUGAACAAAAUGUUCUGGAGAUUUUUCAAUCUGGUUUUAAAAGACUGCAUAGCACGGAAUCGGCUCUUUUAAGAGUUUUUAAUGACAUCUUCUUAGCUACUGACUGUGGUCACUGUGGGAUCCUUGUGCUUUUAGAUUUAACUGCAGCAUUUGAUACAGUGGACCAUGACAUCCUGGUUGCUCGUCUGGGGCAGUGGGUGGGCAUCAGUGGCACGGCUCUGAAAUGGUUCAGGUCCUACCUUUCUCAUCGGACUUUCUGUGUCAGCCUUGGUAACUCUGUGUCCUCCACUGCUCCUCUCUCAUGUGGGGUUCCUCAGGGGUCGGUGCUGGGCCCUCUUUUAUUUUCUCUAUACCUUCUCCCCCUUGGUUCAAUCGUCAGGAAGCAUGACAUUUCAUUCCACUGUUAAGCUGUUGACUGCCAGAUUUAUGUCCCUCUCAAAAUGGCCAAGUCAUCUUCCCUCAAACCUUUGUUAAAUUGCUUGGAUGACCUCAAGGCCUGAAUGUCCCUAAAUUUUCUCAGUUUUAAUGAAAAAAAGACUGAAGUGAUGGUCUUUGGUGGUACUUCUGUGACUCCUCCAGUUGACUUGGGUUCCUUGACACAGUGCGCCAAACCUAUUGUUAAUCAUUUAUUGUUAAUAAUUUAGGGGUAAAAGUGGACGCAGAUCUGAAGUUCGACAACCAGAUUAACCCCUUAGUCCCUACAGCCCCCGCCGGCGGGGGUUGUAGGGACUAAGAGUUGGUGCCUCACAAACAGGGCUCAGGGACUAAGGGGUUAAAGCUGUGGUGAAAAAUAGCUUCUUCCAGUUAAGGCAGCUGGCAAAAAUCAAACCCACUCUGUUGAGACAGCAAUUUGAAACAGUAAUCCACGCCUUUGUAACCACUCGGCUGGAUUACUGCAAUGCUCUUUAUAUGGGGGUUAGUGGGUCCUCCAUUGCACAUCUUUUAACUGGUACAAGAAAGUUUGAGCACAUUUCACCGAUUUCAGCUUCACUAUACUGGUUGCCUGUCCUUUUUAGAAUUAAUUUUAAAAUGCUUUCAUUUGCUUUUAAAUCAUUACAUGGUCUUGCCCCCCAAUACCUCUCUGAGCUUCUUCAUCCAUAUACUCCGAGCCGUUCCCUCAGGUCAGCUGAUCAGCUGCUCCUGAGGAUCCCCAAAACAAGGCUGAAGCUCAGAGGGGAUCGAGCGUUUUCUGUGGCAGCUCCAAAGCUUUGGAAUGAGCUGCUACUGCACAUUAGACAGGCCUCCUCAUUGUCUCAUUUUAAAACCCUUCUAAAACCCACCUUUUCUCGUUGGCAUUUCACACCACGUAGGUUUGUUGUUUUCAUGUGCAUGUAUAUAUACUUGGGAGGGGCAGUCCAGUUUGUUUAGUCUAUUUAUUGUGUCAGACACUGAUGUACAGUUUUCCAUUAUGUGUGUUAUUAGCUUAGCAUCAUAGCGUGUUCUCUAUGUGGUGUGAUAGCAGGCUAACAUUCAUGCUGGUACGUUAAUUCUCGACAUUAAACAGCUUCAUAUGGGGCUUUAUGGCUGUAAUAAAUAAGCAGUAACAUGUUUACACGUGUAUAAUUAGAUGUUCACAUAUAGGUAUCUACAUGUAUGUGUGUGUGUGUAUUCAUGUGUGUAUUUUGGGUUUCCAUAUACAUGUGUGUGAAUGUGUACACAGAUCUACACACGUGUGUAUAUGUAUAGAAUGAGAGAGUGUUGAUCUGUAAGGCUGUCACUAAUCUGAAUAGACGAGCAAUAAACAGGUUGAACAGUUUUCUGUUCCUUACAGAAACUGAGUCUUCUGCUAUCAUCAUCUACAGGAAGUUCUCCUCACUGGUGUCCUCCUUGGAUCUUCUGUUCUCAGUCAUCUUCCAGUGCUGCUGCAGUCCUCUGCUCAUUGUGAUUUUCUCUGCUCAGAUGGAGCAUCCAACAUUUAGGAGGGCCCCUAAUGGGACCCUUCUCCUGAAGGCCUCUGCUGAGGUUCAGGCUCUGGGGCCCCAGAAGGCCAGCUACAGGACCAGACCAGCAGAGGAGAUGGAGGAGGAGGCCCGGGCCCACGUCGAUUCCGAGGGUGGAGAUGUCACCAACGCCACCCUGGUGCUGAGCCGUGGAGGGUCCGGUUCGGCCGGUACCAGGACCAAACCUUCCACUGGCUGCUGGAGAACGACGUGGGCUAAACCUGGUUUCCUCCAGCAGAAGAAGCGAGAGAGGACCGGGUCUCAGUCCUGUAGGAGUCUGAGGACCCCAAGAAGAUCCGGUAUGUUUUCACUGUAAUACAUUUCAAAACACUGUCAUGAUAGAACAUCUGCUGGAUGAUCAGUGAAGAUCUCAGUCACCUGAGGACCUGCAUCAUCUGCAGCUUCAUCAGCUACCUGCAACGGAAGACACCAGCUCCAGGCACGCCGACGGAGAACGCCGUCCGCUGUGUCAGAAGCCGAGACAGGCAGAGGAGGAACCCUGCUGCUGCUGCUGCUGCCAGGACCUCCUCCUCCUCCUCCUCCACCUCCUCCUCCUCCUCUUCCUCCUCCUCCUCCUCCUCCUCCUCCUCCUCUUCCUCCACCUCUUCCUCCUCCUCCACCUCCUCCUCCACCUCCUCCCAGAGUCCUGUAGAGCAGCUCUCGCUGCAGAGCAGCAGCAGUGGAUCGGCCAGGUGCUGUUUUCCAGGGACAGCAGGGGGAGGCCACGUCUCAUCGGAGACCUGAACCUCUAGUGGUUCCCUCCCUAGACUCGGCCGGUCAACAGUCAGCCUCCCCCGUCCCCCGACCCCUUCUUCGCAUGUCGGCUGUUCCUGUGGAUGCCACACAGGAUCUGGCGCCAACAGCUGACAUGCCCCCAGCCUUCAUGCUCCAGGUCCAUGGUGAAGGCUGGGCUGUACAGGACCAUCCGGAGGGUCCUGGACAUCGACUGCUGGUAUCUCAUGGCCACCGAGUACCUGGAAUGCCGUCGGUGUAGAAAGAAGGUCGGGGGCUGGUCACAGGGCAUCAUCAGGCAGCUGUCCUCCACCUACAGCUGCCAGUUCCCAGCUGUACUCACGUACAGAAGGAGAGUCUCCAACGCUGCUGCUCGGACUGAACACGGGCCCUGCAAACCGGCCCAGCUCCGUCGCCUGGUCGAGGCCGUUUGCAGCCAGCUCUGCCGUCUCCACCCCGCCACGGCCCGUCUCAGUGGUCCUGAAGACCCGGUGGUCCCUGCUCCUCACCGACUACGUGGCCAUCAGAGAGGCGGUGCUGGUGAGCCCGCGUUUGAUGGAUCAGACCACCAUCCAGCUCUUCAAGCUAAAUCAGCGAACCCUGUCCCAGUGGUUCUGUCGUCGUCAGAAGGCCUGGGGGAGGACUGUGCUGGAGCACAGUAGAACAGUAGUAGCAGACCGGCCUCUCCCUGCUGCCAAACAGCUGUCCCUGGUGCAGGUGGGGCAGGGACAGGCCUUUAUUUUCCCCGCACUGCAGGAGCAGCCUGGAUCAUAGAUAUAUACAAACGCUAGAUGUCUCAAGACGGAGUCGGCGGCGUCGUCACUUGGCGGCCAUCUUAGGACAGGGGACUGCUCUGACACUGUACUGUAGUCAAUGGUAAAGUGGAUGAUUUCCUCACUUUAACACUCAAAACUCGCUCAAUUCUUGAUUGAUUUACAAACGGUUUAGUUUAUUACAAACCUUAUUAACGUGGCUAUGAUGCAGGCUCAAUUCCGAAAUCGCAGCUUUUCGUUUUGAAAAAUGCGGCAUAGUUGUGUGUCUUUUCUGCCUGGCUACUCACAUUGAAGAUGGUGUUACUCACAAUCUGAUUUUCAAUUAUUAGGUUUUCCUGAGACCAACGUUUUUUGAGAACUUAAUCUUUAGGUGAAAUUACAUUCUUUGUGGUUGUGGUUGUAUUUAUUUGCUUGUUAAGAGACUUUGAUUGAGACCUUAGACUUAUUGUUUGUAUACAUCUAUGCCUGGAUUAGUUAGCCUGCAGCCGAAAUGCAUUGUGGGUAAUGUAGGCACCAGGUUCAUGAAAAGAAAAGACAACAUCUCUGUUUGUUGUGCAUUGAUUUUGGUUGAGCUUUGUUUUUAUCUGUGCAUUAGAAAGCUGAUAGUAAUAAAGAAGUGCAAUGCUAAAUAUUAAAAUUACAUUUACAUCCAUUUAUGCUGAAAAAAGCUGAUAUCUGUGUUCAUUAUUAUAUGAAUUCAAUGGUUUUAAUUAUUCUUAUGUAAGCAGUAAAACAAGUACAUCUCUGACGUUUAUAACAAACCAAGCUGUUGUAAAAUCGGUUAAAAAUUGAGCAAUCUACAGUGAUUUUAAAAUCCAUGCUCCAUUGACUUUAAUGUUAUGAGUGAUCGAGCAGCCCUGUCCCAAGAUGGCCGCCAUGUGGCGACGUUGCUCCCCAUAGGCUGACAGCGCUCAUGAGACAUCUCGUGUUUGUAUAUAUCUAUGGCCUGGACCUUCAGCUGGAGGUCAGCCAGCCCCUCCUCAUCCUGCAGCCUUCUGCUGCUGCAGCCCCUCCUGUUCCUGGACUAUGGAGUUAUAUUUGUGCCACAAUCCUGAGCGCACAGUGUGAAAUUUUGAGCACAGAAAACAAUUUUGAGCAAAGAAAAACUUAAUCUGAGCAAACAAAAAUCUAUUCUGCACUCAAAAAAUAUAUUUUUAUAUUUGUAACUAUCCACAUACACACACAGUCUUAAUGUUUUUCACUCGGUUUUUCACUCUGCUCUCCUGUGGAUCUCUGCUCUACGUCCUCGCUACGUCUCUCUCGCUCUCGCUCAACAUCUGCUCUCUGCACGCGCUCAAAUCUGCCUUCACGCUCGCUCAGCUCUGCACGGCGUUACAAAUGUGCCACAAUUCCAGCCAAUCACAGACUUCUGAUUCUAUCCAAUCGGGUCCCUGUUUCGGCCGCCUCUCGGAAGCGCUGUUAAAAACGAUCGCUAAAUCAACUGGAGUUCUGCUUUAUACGCUGGACUACGACAGAUUUUCGAGCCACUGGACCCUCGUUUAAUUAGCCAAGAUUAGCAAAGCUGUACCAUGUCGGAUCCUGAACGACAACACAACGGUGCACCACAUCCACAUCUCACUAAAAUAGGAUGUGUUGUUUGACCAAGUUACUCUGUGCAAGGCCCUCUGUCCCUGGUCCACACUGACACAAAUCAUAAACUCAUAAGGUCUUGUACUUGGAUGCUGCAACAAAUAACAGAGCACAAACUGCAUUCUCAUUCUUCAUCACAUCGGUCCAGCUUCAUGGCUUACCGUCAAGGGUUAGGGCAGAUCAGGGAGUAGAAAACCUGGAUAUUGCACAUUUCAUGUUUGCCACACGAGGAACAGGAAGAUCGAGCUUCAUCUCUGGAAAAAGUACCAUGACAUUCUUCACUCUCUGGAAGAGGAUGGUCUACUUGACAUAUCUGAUGCCACUCUUCUCUUUGGUGUGCACGACGGCUUUGUCCCCGACUCCGGGCAGAUCUUGAUACCUUUAUUGAAGGAUGGAAUAAUCAUUCUCUGUGGACAGAGGGAGGUCUCACCCCUGAACAGCUGUGGUUCAUGGGACGUCUACAAGAUCUGGACGAGGGGGAGAGACUCAAGGACCUUCAGGACCUUCAGGAGCUUCAGGACCUUCAGGACCCAGGCAUUGACUGGCAGAGUGCUGCGCUGCAGGAAGACUCUCAUGGCACAGUUGUGGUUCCUGAAUUUGAGUGCCCACUGGAUGAUGAAGCCCUGGAAGAACUUCAGAGAACUAUCAACCCUCUGGAACAUUCAGAGUCACAUGGUCGUCACUUAUACUUAAGGCUCUAACAACAGGUGUCCAACCAAUAGACAUUUGGACAAGAACUUGAAAGUCAACAAAUAUUCCAGCACAGUGACAAAAUGAUUGAAGCUUUUCUAACUAAUAAAAGCAAGAGAACCCUGUAUAAAAGGGAAUCUGUAUGACUGAAGAGGAAGUCAAACACUGAGCUAACAGGAACAAUUGUUUUGCUUUUUUCAUUAGUGAUGAACAUAUUCUAUCAGUUAAUGUUUAGAAAUAGCUUCUCAUUUUUUGUUUCAGAUUACCAGAGAGCUAUUUCUGUUAAACUCUGUGGAAGCCACCAUCUAACUGCUUCACUCAUAAGUCUUCUGAAUUCAGUGUAAGUGCUGAGAGGCUGCACUGGAAAAGUUACUGUACGAGUGCAUGCGCUCACAGUUUGGUAACAAACGGAGUGAUCUCCAAGUGGCUCCCUGCAUUCGUGGUCAAACAUGAAUAUUAUUUUGAAAUGUCUCUUUUCAUCAGGGAGGAUGGGAAUGUGGGCUCUUCAUGCUGAACUCCAAGAGAGUGGAUCCUCAACUGCAGCACUGUGAUGUUUAAAAUAUAAGAAAUAAAACAUGUUACAAACAA